AUGUACGCCGCGCUGCGACCGCGGGGGGCGACGAAACCGGGAAUAAUCCUGCGCGCGGUCGUUCGGGACGGGUUCGGGAGCGCGGAGGCGAAAUUGGAGAAGCGCGUGAUGGCGCGCGCGUUGGGGCUCGGACGCGAUGACUGGGAGCGUUCGGUGGUGUUUCGACGGUUUCACGCGAUGUGCGAUCAGUUCGGGCGCGGGACGGUGCGAUUGUGUGAUUUUUGGCGGGCGUGCGCGAGCGUUCGAUGCGGCGCGCUGUGGACGCCGACGCGACUGGACGCGGUGAUCGAUCGGCUGACGCGGACGGUGCGAUGGAAGAGGUUGUCGGAUGAGGAAAUACGGUCGGUGUUUGCGUUUUUGAUGACGUCGUUCGAUGAGGAGCGGUCGGAGAUUAUUGGCGAUAUGGAUUACGAGACGUUUGCGCGAGACGUCGAGCGCGGCGCCGAUUUGAAAGAGGCGUACGCGUUGUGCGAUGAAAUCAUGUCCAUCGGUACGGUCGCAGGGCAGCUUUUGGAGAUUUUGAACAAUCCCGCGAUAGACACGUUCAGCGACGACACGGAGUGGAUCGGCGCGAGCGCGUUCGACGCCGGCGCGCGGCUGUCCAGUUCGCGCACAGAGAGCGGCUCGCGCGCGUCGUCGUCGCCGUUCGCGCGAGAGGCCGAGGUCAUGACGGCGGCGAUUCGGGCGUGCAAACUGAAUCGUACGUACGAAAUGGAACGUUUGGUCGAUGCCGAGGGCUUAGACGUUGACGCGCGCGACGAGACGAGCGAUGAGCAGACGUUGCUCAUGAUCGCCGCCGCGAACGGGAACAAGGCGACGUGCAAAAAGUUACUAGUGCUCGGCGCAAAUCCAGCCGCGAGAGACGUUCGAGGGCGAACCGCGGUCGAUAUCGCGGGGAAAUAUAAUCAUUUCACGCUGGCGGAAUAUUUACGCACGCACGGCGUGCCUCUAGGAGUGGAGACGUCGGACGAAGAAUCGCAUUACAAGAGUGGGAACGAUGCGAAAGCCGAUUUCGGUCGCGAUGAUUACGUCGCACCGUCGAUGGCGUCACCGACCGCACCUCCGUUGGAAGUCGAACCUGGAGGCGGCGCGCGGGGCGGCGAAUCUGAACUCCUCACGCCGGACUAG
Messenger RNA from Ostreococcus lucimarinus CCE9901, 1128 nucleotides. RefSeq lists its product with no specific name. The coding region runs from base 1 to 1128 and encodes 375 amino acids. NCBI's taxonomy places the organism in Eukaryota, Viridiplantae, Chlorophyta, Mamiellophyceae, Mamiellales, Bathycoccaceae. The transcript has a single exon. The record is from RefSeq and is a predicted model, not a curated record. Gene Ontology annotation, molecular function: protein binding.